AUGGCGGCCGCGGCUGUGCGGGAAAGGGAGGAGCGAUGGGAGAGCGAGGAUGCCAUCCUGGUGGAGGAGCUGGUCCUAGUGGUGGGUGACCUAAGGUUGGUGCUGCAACUGGCCGUGUUGGAGGGGGAGGACGGAGAGGACGAGGAGGCCACGGAGGAGGCCGCGGAGGAGGUAGACGAGGCUGACACGGAGGAGGAAGAUGAGUCUAGGGAGAGGCUGAGGUGGAGGAGGCUAAGGAGGAGCAUGUUGGAGAGGCAAAGGAAGAGGAGGCUGGGGAGUGCGAGGGCCCUGAGGAGGGAGAGGAGGCUGAAGGGGCUGAGGAGGAGGCUGAGCAUGAGCACCAGAGGGAAGAGGGCCGAAGGAGGAAGAGGGGCUCAGGAGGUGCAGGAGAAGCGGAAAGGGGAAGAACAGCCAGAGGGGCGGCGGGGUCCGAUCCCGUCCUCGCUCGAGGCUCUAGAGGCCCUGCAGUCGGAGCUGGAGCGCAUGAAGAAACAAGCCAGCAGGUCCUACUCUGGGCUCAGGCUCAGGUUUUGUCGGAGGCGGCAGCGUCCCCUGGAACACCGAAGCGCCCUUAUCCGGGGCAUCCCUGGCUUCUGGGCCAAGGCUUUUGUGAACCACCCCCAGAUGUCAGCCGUGAUCAGGAAGCAAGAUGAAGGCCACCCUGGCUACAUGACGGAUUUGAAGGUGGAGGAACUCAGGUUUCCCCGUGAUUGCCGCAAGAUCCUGGUCUUCUUUCGAAAAAACCCCUACUUCCGGGAUGAAGUCGUUGUGAAGGAGUAUGUCCUCAGCGCUGCUGGGUACGGACCGGCCCAUUGCACUCCCAUCCAGUGGCACCAGGAUUAUGAACAGGAGGCCUACAGUCGCAGGCACCACAACACCAGUCUUAACUCCUUCAAGUGGUUCUCUGACCACAGCUUUGCUGGUUCUAGCACCAUAGCUGAGAUCAUCAUGGAAGACCUGUGGCCCAACCCCCUGCAGUACUACGUGAGGAAGAAGGCCCCAGGAGAGGGAACCGAGAGGAUGACAGGGCCAUGA
Zalophus californianus (California sea lion) is the source of this 1035-nucleotide messenger RNA. RefSeq names its product testis-specific Y-encoded protein 3-like. The record is from RefSeq and is a predicted model, not a curated record. Gene Ontology annotation, biological process: nucleosome assembly. Gene Ontology annotation, molecular function: histone binding; chromatin binding. The transcript has 7 exons. Lineage: Eukaryota; Metazoa; Chordata; Mammalia; Carnivora; Otariidae. Gene Ontology annotation, cellular component: chromatin; nucleus. The coding region runs from base 1 to 1035 and encodes 344 amino acids.